Messenger RNA from Tetrahymena thermophila SB210, 1707 nucleotides. RefSeq lists its product as hypothetical. NCBI's taxonomy places the organism in Eukaryota, Ciliophora, Oligohymenophorea, Hymenostomatida, Tetrahymenidae. The transcript is spliced from 2 exons. The record is from RefSeq and is a predicted model, not a curated record.
AUGUAAAGAUAAUUAAAAGAUAAUCUUGUAGCAUACCCUCAAAUUUACAGCAAUAAUUAAGAUACAAUCAUAGAAUAAUUACAAAUUGCUGUUGAAGAAGUUGAAAAUUAAGUUUUUGAUUUGGGAAAUCCAAAUUUAAUAUUCUAAGUUUUGGAAAAGAUGCACAAAGAAUUUAUUUUUAAAAAUGAAGCUUUUAUUAAAAAAUAUCAUAAAAAAUCUCAAUAAUUGAAUCAAGUAAAAAAAGAAAUAGAAUUCAAAGCACCUGAAAACUCUAUAGAAGAAUAGAAAAUUUAAAAUCCUACAGAUGAAUCAGGAGAUGCAAAUACAUUUGAAGGAGAUAGAUAAUCACAAAAUUCAAUUUCACUUAGCCAAAUAGCUUAAAAAAAUAUAAAAAAGAAGAAAGAAUGGGAUGGAAAUUUUUCUUAUGCUUAAUUAAAUGAAAUAUAUAUUCCUAUUCCUAAUUUUGUUAAAGAUACAAUCAUAGAAUAAUUACAAAUUGCUGUUGAAGAAGUUGAAAAUUAAGUUUUUGAUUUGGGAAAAACAAAUUUAAUAAAUUAAGUUUUCGAAAAGAUGCACAAAGAAUUUGUUAAAAAAAAUGAAGCUUUUAUUAACAAAUAUCAUAAAAAACCUCAAUAAUUGAAUCAAGUAAAAAAAGAAAUAGAAUUCAAAUCACCUGAAAACUCUAUUGAAGAAUAGAAAAAUUAAAAUCCUAUGUCAUCAGGAGAUGCAAAUACAUUUGAAGGAGAUAGAUAAUCACAAAAUUCAAUUUCACUUAGCCUAUCUUAAAUUAACCAAAGUUUAAUUUAGAAAUACUAAAUUUAUAAUAAAAAUUAACUAAAUAGCUAUGAAAAUGAUUUGAAAAGGUUUUUAGUGUAAUCAAUAAAUUGCAGCUAACAAAAUUGCUUAAAAAUAUAGUAAGACAUUUAGCAAUAAAUAAAAUUAAAAGAAGAAAAAUAAUAAGCAAAAAUUCAGAAAACAAUUAUCAAAAACCCUUAUUUAUAUAGUGAUGAUGACUAUAAAUUAAAUGAAGAAUAUUUAAAUCAAAUCAUUCAAACUGUUAAUAACUUUGGUGUAGAUAGGUGUCAAGUGUAGGAAAAAAUAAACUCAGUUCUUUAAACUGAAACAAUGACUAUCAAUUUCAAAGAAAAUAAGUUAUUGAAAACAAUUACAUAUUCAAUAUUAUAUCGUAGCAUUUGCUUGUAAGAGCUUGAGAUUGCAAAGAAGUUUAUUUACAAGAUUUUAGGCUAUAUCAACCCAAAAUCAAAAGGAUUUGAAUAAUAAAAUUUUCUUCUCAGACAAAUUUUCUUACACUUUUUAUGUAUCUUGAUAAAAGAUGCUAACUAUUAAUAGUAAACAACAUAAUUUUUAAAUACUAUUUUUAGUUUUGAGUUCAUUUCUUCAUUAAUUUUAGAUCAUUUGUAGUAUUAAGCCUAAAAAAUUCUUAAAAAGUCAAAUAAUCCAAAUAAUGAUGAUAUAUAGGAGCAGAUAGAUUGCUUAGCAAAAGGAUAUAACUUAACCUUAUUUUUAAUUGAUGGUAAAAAUAAAGGUAAAAAAUAUAAUCAUAGAGGUAAAAGUAGUUGUUCAUUUGAUAUAAUAUUUAUUUAUUUCGAAUAAUCUUUAUACUAAUAACCAAAUUAGGCAAUCUUAUUUGUCAUUAAUCCUAAUGACAAGCUUAAAAUAUAAUAUUCCAAAUAUAAUUAAUAAUGA